Messenger RNA from Capsella rubella, 1290 nucleotides. RefSeq lists its product as uncharacterized. Bases 189 to 1094 code for a protein of 301 amino acids. NCBI's taxonomy places the organism in Eukaryota, Viridiplantae, Streptophyta, Magnoliopsida, Brassicales, Brassicaceae. The transcript is spliced from 3 exons. The record is from RefSeq and is a predicted model, not a curated record.
ACCCUCCUCUCUCUAUCGACUUGUGUGAGAUCUGCUCCAAGAAAAAUAAAAACUGGCGAGGAGGAAGAGGUGAAUCGAGUCUAUAUGCUUACGUGGUGACCCAAAAUAUUAAGCGUGUUUAUACAUCUUCCUUCUUCUGUCUCUUCUUCUUCUUCUUUUCGGGGUAAAAAAAAAAAAAAGAGAACAAAAUGAGGAUUCGGAAGAACACGAAGCUGGCAUCGGUUCUUUUAGCGACAGCAGGGUACGGCGGAGAGAGACAGGAGACGUAUGUCUGUCACUUAAACCAGUCUCCAUGGGAUGUGAUUCCUGUCACUUCCUCGGGCGAUUGCGACUUAACAAACCUGCUCGACUCGUCGUGGUUCCUCCCUCUAUCGUCUUCUUCUUCCUCCUCCUCCUCCCCGCCCCUCCUUCACCAGUUCAAUGGAGAAGACAGCUUCAAUGGGGAUGUGAGCUUGGGAGAUUGUAAUGGCGCUGCUGUUAGAUUUAAUAACUCCAUGGGAAACAAUCACAGCUUCGUCACCGUCGAGAAACUUAAUCUCAAUGCGGCCGAGGAUAAGUACGAGAUGUCGCCGGACGCUAACGAACCAAUGGAUCAGAGCGAUGAUAACAGCGACAAGAUAUCCGAAUCUCUCCCCGAGCCUAAUUCGCCGUUCGAAACCUCCGGCGACGAGGACCAAGCGUGUGCUGUUACGAUGCCGGCGCCGCCUAAACGAGGACGGCCACGUGGUACGGGAAAGAAAGCUCUAGCUUCGGCUGCGGCAUCGAAGAAUCCGUACGAGUUCUACUACUACUCCGGUUUCGGGCCGCGGUGGGGGAGAAAAAGAGGCGGCUCCGACGACGAGAAGAUAGGUUUGGGCGAUAAUAAUAAUAAUAAUAAAAAGAGUAGAAGUAGCGACGAAGAGGGGGAUAAAACGGCGGCGUUUGGAAGUGGGAGUGUGAGCUUUGAUUAUGUGGAAGAGGAUGACGUGGACGUGAUGGAUGAAGAUGAAGAGAGUGAUCAUGGGAAGAAGAAAAGGAAAGACAAGUUGAUGAAGAAGACGAUCAAGAGAGCAAGGAAGCCCGUAAAGGAAAGGUCUUUGAAAUCCCUCAUGUGAAAUAUUUUCUGUUUUCUCAGGCUACUUCUGUCUUUUCCUUUUUUUGUUUUGUUUAUUGUCUGUUUAUUUUUUAUUUUUGUGUGGACUUGGUCUGAACAUUUGUAGGAAGAUCCUCUACAUCUCUGUUGUAUUUUCUUAGACGACUCUGUUUUAGUUUUUCAUUAAAAUUGUUUUCUUAAAACUUUCCUGUUCUCUA